AUGAGCUGCAAAUUAAUGCUUCAACUCUCAUUUGUGUUCACAGCUGCAGGUGUCAGUAAUAAGAGCAGCCAUGGGUCUGAAGCUCACAAGCUGCUCAUUGCCUUCCAGGCUCCCUGGGACAUGUCCUACCCCUUCAGUGCCCGGCGGCUGGGCUCGGCCAUACAGAUAGCUGUGGAUAAGGUGAACAGCAGUCCCUCCCUGCUGGGGAGCUACAGUCUGGAUGUUGUGUACACGGACACCGCCUGUGAUGCCAAAGAGUCUCUGGCGGCGUUCAUCCACCAGGUGUGGAGACAAAAUGUGACGGCUGUUUUUGGUCCUGCGUGUCCUGAAGAAGCCGAGGUAACUGGCCUAAUUGCAUCCACUUGGCACAUCCCGAUGUUUGCCUAUGUGGGACAGUCCUCCAAAAUGGACAACAGGGACAUCUACGAUUCCUACAUCAAAAUCAUGCCCCCUCUGAAAAGAAGCGCUGAAGUCCUGGUGAAGACCUUGGAAUUCUUCGGGUGGAGCCACGUGGCGAUGAUCGGAGGGGGACUGGACACUAACACUUGGGACAAGGUUGAUGCUUUGUGGAAAACGGUUGAGACUGCGCUGAGAGAGAAAUUCAAGCUGAUGGCAGAGGUGAAGUUCGACACCAGCAAUCCUCAGCUAGUCCAGCAAAAUGUCAAGCACAUCUCCACAGUCGCCAGAGUAAUUGUGGUCCUGACGAACAAAGAGGACUGCUUGGGUCUGCUGUUGGAGGCCGAGCGCCAGGGUCUGAUGAACGGCAACUACGUCUUUCUCCUGGUACAGCAUUUUGAGGAUAACUUGUGGAAACGUACCUUGAACAAUAAGACUGACCAAGCUGCCAUGAGAGCGUUUGACAUGACCUUCAUCAUUGGCCAGAAAUCCUACGAAGGAUACGAGUACUAUGACUUCUUCAAGCGAGUUCUAAAAAGGCUAAAAACACAUCCUUUUCAGACCAACCUUACAUCUGAAAGCGAGGUGAGCCCCUAUUCGGCCUACCUGCAUGAUGCGGUGCUUCUUUACGCGAUGGGACUGAAGGAAGUUCUGAAAGGUGGCAAAGAUCCUCACGAUGGCCAGCAGCUUCUUCAGAGCCUGAAAAACAAGACCAACAUUCGAUUUCAUGGAGCCUCUGGACUAGUUCACUUUGAUGAAGAAGGGGAGAGAAAUCUGGAUUACUCCAUUUAUGACCUUCAGCGUAUAGGAGACAACAUCAAGUUUGUACCCAUCCUCAAUUAUGAAAGUCAAACCAAAAAUGUCAGACCAACAUCUAAGUUUACCUCUGUUGUUUGGCCAAAAGGAGCCCCCCCCUCUGAUAUGCCAGAUUGUGGCUUCAACAGUGAACUCUGUGAAUGGCUGACUAACGAUGUUGUGCUGUUGGCCGUGCUCGUGACCUUCCCCGUCAUCGGAGUGGUGGCGGUUUUGGGUAUCGGGCUCUUAAUGAAGCAGAAGCUCAAACUCCAGACGAGACUGGAUGACUCCUGCUGGUGGAUGAUCAACUUCAGCAACAUUGUCAUCAUCAGGGAGCCCUCUGGACACCAUGGUUUGUCUCAAAGCUUAGCAGGUAGCCAGAGUGGGAGUGGCAGCUGCCACACCAGUCUUUCCACCAAUAGCUUGGAUCUGAGAGACAAGAUGGGCAAAGAGCACAUCUUCACCACCAUAGGUCUCUACCAGGGGAAUCAAGUGGCCAUCAAGUACAUCAAGAACCACAUAAGCUGCAACCUCCAGAAACCUUCGAUCAUUGCAGAGUUCAAUGUGAUGAAAGAGAUGAAACAUGAGAACCUGGUGCAGUUCUUCGGUGUGUGCGUUGAGCCGCCACACGUCUGUUUGGUCAUCCAGUACUGCAAAAAAGGCAGUCUGAAGGAUGUUCUGAAAGCUUCUGAUAUUGAUUUAGAUGGGAUGUUCAAGCUCUCGUUUGCAUACGACAUCGUCAAUGGAAUGGAGUUCAUUCACAAGAGCAAGCUGAAAUUUCAUGGAAACCUGAAGCCGAGCAAAUGUUUGGUGGAUAGUCGACUUCAGGUCAAACUCUCUGGCUUUGGACUGUUGGAGUUUAAAUAUGGAGCCAACAACGAGAUCAACCCAGAGGAAAAACCAGGUUACGAUGAGAUGUAUUGGACUGCGCCUGAGUUUCUGAGACAGACCGAUUGGUCAUUUAAAGGAUCGCCCAAAGGUGACGUCUACAGCUUUGCAAUCAUAAUGUGGGAACUCAUGUACAACUCUAAGGCUGGUCCAUAUCAAGACGUCAAUCUGGACCCCAAAGAGGUCAUCAUGCAGCUGAGGACACAUAUCCAAGGAGAACCUCUUCGACCAGCACUGUCUGAGCAGGUGUGUGAUGAGAAAGUCAAUGCGUUGCUGAAGGCCUGCUGGAGUGAAAACCCUGACCACCGACCACCAUUUGCAUCGAUACGAAGGUGUAUGAAGGAAUUCAGUCCAGACAGCCAUACAAAUAUCCUGGAUAAUAUGGUGGACAAGUUGGAGAAGUACGCAAACCACCUGGAGGAGGUGGUGGAGGAGCGGACCACCCAGCUCACGGUGGAGAAAGCCCGAGCAGACAAGCUUCUCUCCAGCAUGCUACCAAGGUACAUUGCAGAUCAGCUGAUGGCAGGGAAGUCAGUGGAGCCUCAGAGCUAUGAAAUGGUGACCAUCUUUUUCUCAGACAUUGUGGGUUUCACCGCCAUGUGCUCCGUUAGCUCUGCGAUGGAGGUGGUAACGUUCCUCAAUGACCUCUACAGCUUGUUUGAUGACAUCAUAAAGUUGUAUGACGUCUAUAAGGUGGAAACCAUCGGCGAUGCAUACAUGGUGGCCAGUGGACUGCCCAUCAGUAACGGAGACCAGCACGCUUUGGAGAUAAGCAUGAUGGCGCUACAUUUCCUGAGGGGCAUUAAGGUCUUCCAAAUCCCUCACAUGCCAACAAAGAGCCUUGGACUUCGCAUCGGUGUACACUCUGGUCCGGUGGUUGCUGGAGUGGUGGGCACCACCAUGCCUCGCUACUGCCUCUUUGGUGACACGGUGAACACGGCUUCUCGUAUGGAAAGUAACAGUUUACCCCUGAAGAUCCAUAUAUCCCAGCCCACGGCAGAAAUCCUUGUCCAGGCCGGAUCUUUUGAGAUGGAAGAAAGAGGGGAGAUUGAAAUGAAGGGUAAAGGGAUCCAGAAGACCUACUGGCUGCUGAAGAAAAACGGAUUUAAUCCACCUGUCAACGCUCACGGCUCCUCACAAGAUGAAGGUCUCAAAGUACAGAAAGAGAUCUGA
This is a messenger RNA of Cololabis saira (Pacific saury), 3252 nucleotides long. It is a transcript of the gene gucy2g, whose product is annotated as guanylate cyclase 2g. Gene Ontology annotation, biological process: protein phosphorylation; cGMP biosynthetic process; intracellular signal transduction. The record is from RefSeq and is a predicted model, not a curated record. Gene Ontology annotation, cellular component: membrane. Lineage: Eukaryota; Metazoa; Chordata; Actinopteri; Beloniformes; Belonidae. The transcript is spliced from 22 exons. Gene Ontology annotation, molecular function: ATP binding; guanylate cyclase activity; peptide receptor activity. Bases 1 to 3252 code for a protein of 1083 amino acids.